AUGUACAACAGUGCUUCGCCACGACAGACGCCACCGCACGAGGUUGGCGAUUUGGCAAUCGUUGCAGCCAACAGCCGAGCUGCUAAAGGAGGCGCCGCUAUCCCCUCGCCUCCAUUCCCGAUCCCCGACCUGCUUACGACACACUCGUUUAAGCUGGCGCUGCUCGCCUACGAUUACGACGGGAAGGCUGAUCCGUUAGGAACCACAUGCCGGCCCUGCGAUUGUGGUGAGGCAACCCGCGCGGUCGAAUGCCUUGGUCGUUUGAACGAGCAUCCGUGGACGCAGCAUAUCAUCGCUGUUGGAGGGGCUGGCAAUGUCCUGCCCGUUGCCGAUCUGUACGCGCCCAAGCCUCGCACGAACAAGCUGGAGCACGCGAUUCGCCCACGCCCCAACGGACUGUGGAACAUGAAGUGA
Phytophthora sojae is the source of this 414-nucleotide messenger RNA. RefSeq lists its product as hypothetical. Lineage: Eukaryota; Oomycota; Peronosporomycetes; Peronosporales; Peronosporaceae. Bases 1 to 414 code for a protein of 137 amino acids. The transcript has 2 exons. The record is from RefSeq and is a predicted model, not a curated record.